Molecule: messenger RNA, 1623 nt
Organism: Aspergillus mulundensis
Lineage: Eukaryota; Fungi; Ascomycota; Eurotiomycetes; Eurotiales; Aspergillaceae
Product: deoxyribodipyrimidine photo-lyase PHR1
Exons: 2
Coding region: 1-1623 (540 amino acids)
Biological process (GO): entrainment of circadian clock by photoperiod; circadian regulation of gene expression
Cellular component (GO): nucleus; cytoplasm
Molecular function (GO): DNA binding; FAD binding
Source: RefSeq, a predicted model, not a curated record
AUGCGAGAUGCGCAGCCUACACCAGCGGAACACUCGAGCGGCCAAUUGAGUCCUGGCAGAAGGCAUAUACAGACACGAGCGAGCAACGGAAUGCGAUCAGCGCAAAUGCAGCCGUGGUGGAAUGCGAUCAGCGCAAAUGCAGCCGUGGUUCACUGGUUCAAGUCCGAUUUGCGUCUACACGAUAAUCGCGCGCUGCAAAUGGCGUAUAAUGCCGCUCGAGAACAUAAGAUCCCACUUAUUACACUUUACAUCCUUUCGCCCGAGGACUUGACGGCGCACUUAUCUAGUCCUGCGCGCGUGGAUUUGACGCUACGAACGUUGGAGCAGUUGAAGCGAGACCUGGGCGAGCUUGAUGUUCCUUUAUAUAUGGAGACACAGGCGCACCGCAAGGACAUCCCGCAACGCAUUAUAGAUCUUUGCCACAAGUGGGGCGCAAACCAUCUCUUCGCGAAUCUCGAAUACGAAGUCGACGAGCUUCGGCGCGAAGCGAAGCUGAUCCGCCUCUGUGCGGAGAACGGGGUCAGGUUUGAGACAGCUCAUGACACGUGCGUUGUGCCGCCGGGGCUUCUAUCUUCGCAACAAGGAAAGCAGUACGCAGUGUACAGUCCAUGGUUCAAGUCGUGGCUUGUCUUCCUGCAGGCUAAUCCCGAGUACCUGGAGGUUUCGGAGGAUCCGGCCUCAAAUCCAGGUGAUGCGAGGCGGUAUUUCAAGGAGUUAUUCGACUGCCCCGUACCAGAGGCGCCGGAUAAUAAAAGGUAUGACGACGCGGAGAAGGCGGACCGCAUACGCCGCGCUUAUCCGGCUGGUGAACAUGAGGCAUUACGGAGGCUUGAGGCUUUUCUGGAAGAGAAGGCGACUGCUUAUGAUGACGAAAGAAACUUUCUAUCUGGGGAGACAACUUCAGUGCUUAGUCCGUACUUUGCGUCGGGGGCAUUGAGCGCAAGAACUGCUGUUGCAAAGGCACGCAAAGCGAACGGCGACAGGAUCUCCCGCGGCGAACCUGGGUAUAUAUCGUGGAUCAGCGAAGUGGCCUGGCGAGACUUUUACAAGCACGUCCUGGUCCAUUGGCCAUUCAUUUGCAUGAACAAAUGCUUCAAACCCGAAUUCACAAACCUCGACUGGUCCUACGACGCCACACACUUCGAAGCCUGGACCCUCGGUAGAACAGGUUUCCCCAUCGUCGACGCCGCCAUGCGACAACUCAACACGUCCGCCUGGAUGCAUAACCGUUCUCGCAUGGUCGUCUCAUCAUUCCUCUCCAAGGACCUCCUUAUCGACUGGCGUCGCGGCGAGCGCUACUUCAUGGAACACCUUAUCGACGGGGACUUCGCAUCAAAUCACGGCGGAUGGGGCUUUGGCUCAAGCACCGGUGUAGACCCGCAGCCAUAUUUUCGGAUCUUCAACCCUAUUCGUCAGAGUGAGAGGUUUGAUCCUGAGGGCGAGUAUAUUCGGCGAUGGGUUCCGGAGUUGCGCGGAGUCGAGGGGAAAGCUAUCCAUGCGCCGUAUGAGAGGGGUGCUGGGGAUCUUGCGAGGGCGAAUGGGUAUCCUGAGCCCAUUGUCGAGCAUGCGGCUCAAAGGGAUGUUGCGUUGAGAAGAUACAAGGAUGCUGCGUCUAGGGGUUGA